Messenger RNA from Pseudomassariella vexata, 528 nucleotides. RefSeq lists its product as uncharacterized. Bases 1 to 528 code for a protein of 175 amino acids. Lineage: Eukaryota; Fungi; Ascomycota; Sordariomycetes; Amphisphaeriales; Pseudomassariaceae. The transcript is spliced from 3 exons. The record is from RefSeq and is a predicted model, not a curated record.
AUGCUGCCAAUCCACGUCAUCCUGAACCUCGUGGUCAUCAUCGGUAUUGCUCUCGCUAGCACUGCUGUGCCUAGUCACUUCCAAGGAAGCUCAGGCCUGCGCCAUGCUGCUCAGGCCUCUGGAACCGGUCCCACUCCGAUUUUCACUGCCUUCAACGACGACCACAUGGCCAUGGAUUCAGACAUCUCGAGCCGUCGCCUCGCCAAGAGAGCAUACUUCACCUGUUGGGAAACCUUGCCCAAACCCCUUGUCACAGAGGACUGCCAGAAAGUCAUCACCGACAUCAGAGCCUACCAGGGCAAUGUGUCGGUAGUCCACGGUAUCUGCGCAACAUGGUACAACGGUACCUGCAAAGCCCAGUUCUGUACCAUGAACAAAGCCCCCAAGCGCGGGAUGAACGUGUCUUCCCAAUGGAUCGCCGACCAUCUCGAAAACCCUCUGCUGGACAGUUGUGUCAGAGAUGGGCAAGACGGUGCGUUAGAUUACGUCGAGAGACAGACUUUGGCGGAGGAAAAGCACAACGGCUGA